CUGACAGCUAUUUAGUUAGCUGUUAACUACAUCCGAAUGGAUGCAGAGCCAGCUGUGUAAAACAGGCUAGUUGUUCGCCGAUAUCGUGUAUUUAUCAAUAAUAUAGCUAAACAGUUUCUUGUAAAUAGACAUCGUUUCGCGGAAAUAUAUAUUUUUCCGUGCGUUUGUUCAACAAGCUGACGUUAGCUGCCUUCCGUUUUGUCGUUAGGAAAAGGCUAACGUUUGCACAAGGACGUUAGUGCUAGCUUUAACGCUUGCGAAGUUAACGUGCAAUCGAGUAUUAUUAUCCGGAAUUGAACUAGUGAGCGACAUUAGUCCCCGAUUCUUGUUUUUCUGCUGCAUUGGCUGUUUGGGAGCAGAAAGAGCGAGAAAGUUCUCCAUUUCAGCAGGACAACAAUGUCUACAUCGAACGCUAAUUUCAAAAACAAGUGUGUGACCCAGGUGAACUGCACAUUUUGUGACAGUCUUCUCUGCACAAGAGGCAUGAAAGCAGUGCUUCUUGCAGACACUGAGGUUGAGCUUUUUUCGACUGAUAUACCUCCCAAUAGAACUGUUGACUUUGUGGCCAGCUGCUACUCUACUGAAAGCUGCAAAUGCAAACUGAGAGACAUCGCAUGUCUCAAGUGUGGUAAUGUUGUGGGCUAUCAUGUUGUGGCCCCCUGUAAACCCUGCCUGCUCUCCUGUAACAACGGCCAUUUCUGGAUGUUCAACAGCGACGCUGUAUCUACUCUCAACAGGCUGGAUGCCACAGGUCUGAAUCUGCUCCUGUGGGGAGAUCUUCCCGAACUGGAUGACAGUGAGAACGAAGAUUUAGAAAGCCCAUCAGAGGAGGAGUGUAUUAGGUAGAGAGGGAAACGGACAAUGUGAGAGACCUGGAAUGCCAACAUUUGAGGCUGAGCUAGAAGAGUGUACAAACCAUGCUUGAGAUAAGAGAGAAAAGAGGUGGUUUAAAGGGUAAUUUAAUACUGAAUCAAACAGGGCAGAAACGUGCUACUGUACUGCUGCUGCAUUAGUUGAAAACUGAAACCAUGGUGCACAUCUGGCCGCACCCCAAUCAGGGACGUCACAGCAGGUGUUUUGCCUUUGCAGCUGAUGAAGAAAGCACCUGCUGUGACAUAACUGAUGGGGCGUGGCCAGAAACCGAACAUGCUCCAGAGUUAUUAGAACCCACAGAGAACAGUGCAGCAAAAGUUUUUGGCCCUAUGUUAUUUAGUGUUGAAUUACACUUUAACCUGUGACCAUGUCUUUCCCCAUCACUGAUAAAAGCACAGACGCAUAAUGUCGCACACAUUCUUUACUCUCUUUUUCUCUUUGUUGUAUAUUUGCAUGGGCUACUGUAAAACAUGUGGCUGAAGUCGACUGAAAAUAACAAACAACUAGACUCCUUAAUCUAGUGCAUUCUACUUUUCAUCAGUUUCCACUGAGCUCUUGGUUUUGAUCAGCCUUCUGAGAAGUUGGGGAUGUGGUAUGAUAAGUCAAUGGAACUUGUGCGGGUGCUGUGCUUUUUCACGCUGUUUACGUUCAGUCCACUUUUCUGAUAAGUUGACCACAAUUCGCCUACCUUCUUUUUAAUGGCAGUUAUAAUCUGUACAUUGACUAUGCUGUAAUAAGCAAAAGCUCCCAUAAGAGUUAUGUCUUAAGUUGGAGUGCUUCUUGAAACCUGUGUAUUGGAGGAAAAAAAAAAUAUAUAUAUAUAUAUAUAUAUAGGUUACAUUACGAUCUGACGUUCUAUCAGUGAUACAUUUUGAUAUGCUAAGACAGUUUGUUACUUGACAGCAGCAGUAUGUGCCUAACACCCAGAGGAAUCUGACUGUAGCAGUAUCUGACACUAACAUACUAACUUAUGCAUAGGGUGUCUUUUCACAAAAGUCUGGAGCAGCUCAAGUCAAAUAAUAUGUUGCCAGAUUGACGAUAUAAGAAAGCUAGAAUGGGAGCUAACAAAGGUGCACUUUUGCAACGCUCAAACAUAACUUUCGAUGUGGAUCAUUAAGCAAAUGGAUUUUUGUGUCCAUGCUCUGUUUUUGUUACAUUACUGUUCAGUUUCCUGUAUCGGCAUGAUUGUAGCACUUGAA
This is a messenger RNA of Sander lucioperca (pikeperch), 2072 nucleotides long. RefSeq names its product family with sequence similarity 72 member A (gene fam72a). Gene Ontology annotation, cellular component: cytosol. Lineage: Eukaryota; Metazoa; Chordata; Actinopteri; Perciformes; Percidae. The coding region runs from base 397 to 846 and encodes 149 amino acids. The record is from RefSeq and is a predicted model, not a curated record. The transcript is spliced from 4 exons.